GAAGUUCUCUUCAGUUCUCUUCGUGAGCACGAACAAGAAUCAUGUUUCAGGAUGAUGCCAUUUACGUGUCUUUAUUGCUCUCCUGUGUAGCUUUCGGAUUUAUCUAUCGAAAUUUUAAGGAUCCUCACAAGAGACAAUGGAUCAGUACAAGUUUCGGUUUGCUUUUAAUUAUACUUGUUUCUGGAAAUCAUGUGGUGCACCCCCUCGUCUGCCUGUUAAUUAAUGCGGUCAUCGUAACCAGGCUUUCUUGGAAGAUAUGCCACCUAGCCAGUUUAUAUUUUUCAUUUUUUUAUUUACUUGUUAUUUUUCGAUUGGGACACUUGGUUGGGAUGCCUGUACCGCCUGCACAUACAAAUUUAGUUCAAAUGAUUCUUACAUUGAAGUUAUCUGGAUUGGCAUUUGAAAUAAACUCUGCAGCUAGCAUGACACUACCGGAUGAUCCUCAAGGGAUUAAUAGUGCAGCUUUAAAAAAGAUUAGCUUUAUGGAUGUAUUUCAUUAUGGUCUAAGUUACAUGGGAGUUUUGACAGGUCCCUACUAUCGGUAUAGAACAUAUUGGGAUUCGCUAAAUAGACCCUUUUCUAAUUACAUCGAUCCAUGGCCUCUAACAUUAUAUAAAUUAAAACAAACGACAAUAUUAUCUGUACUUUUUUUGUUAAUGAAUUAUACAUUCCCCACAGAGUAUACUGUGUCAGAAGAAUAUGCAAAUCGAUCGUUGUUAUAUAGAUGGUUCUACACAUACCCAGUCUUUGCAACAUUUCGUCUAAGACUAUUUUCUGGGAUAAUUCUGUCAGAGUGUGCAUGUCAAAUGGCUGGAUUAGGUGGUUAUCCCACCAAAUGUGAAACUACGCCUGGAGCAGGGCCACGUAAUUACAAGGAAUUCGAAGAAAUUUGUGCGGAUAAGGAAAAAAUAAAACAAGAACAAUUUGAUUUUGAAACCAUACAUAACAUGAAUAUAUGGCAAGUGGAAACUUGUCAUUUAGUAAGAUCAUGUAUGAAGUAUUGGAAUUCUUGUAUACAAUAUUGGAUGGGUAUUUACAUAUACAAAAGAUUUCCAUUCAAAUCAUUAAGAAUGAUAGUGACAUUAACUCUGUCAGCGUUAUGGCAUGGAUAUGCUGUUGGUUACUAUGUUUGCAUAUGCUCAGUUCCAUUUUAUUUACUGAUAGAAGACCUGUUAAUAAAGUUCCACAAUCAACACGAGAAGGAUAGUAUUGGCUGGAAAAUCUGGACGUUUAUUCUAUGGGCAAUGAGAUUAUCCUGUAUGGCUUACUUGGGUGUUCCAUUUCUAUUACUCGACUUUCGGCAAAUAUUACAAUUUUAUGCAAAUCUAUAUUAUAUCGGCCAUAUUACCUCAGUUAUAAUAUAUAUUAUAGCCAGAUUAAUGAAACCCAUAAUGAUAAAGAAGAACGUAGAAAAAAACAAAUAGGUAGAAGACGAAAAAAAAUAUUUUUCUAUCAAUUAGUUAUCAGCUAUAAAAGAAUACACUGCACUCGUAUUAAGGAAAAUGGAUUUAUAAAAAAAAAUACGAACUUCUG
Vespa mandarinia (Asian giant hornet) is the source of this 1533-nucleotide messenger RNA. RefSeq names its product membrane bound O-acyltransferase domain containing farjavit (gene frj). Gene Ontology annotation, molecular function: lysophospholipid acyltransferase activity. Lineage: Eukaryota; Metazoa; Arthropoda; Insecta; Hymenoptera; Vespidae. Gene Ontology annotation, biological process: lipid modification; phosphatidylinositol biosynthetic process. Gene Ontology annotation, cellular component: mitochondria-associated endoplasmic reticulum membrane contact site; membrane. The record is from RefSeq and is a predicted model, not a curated record.